AUGGAUGAUGAAGAUUUUAAUGUUAUAUCACAACUCGAUGAUGCUGAACUUGCAUACCACAACGGCGAUGAAAAUGAGCCAUCGGUUUCUGGUGCUGCAGUGGUUAAUGCGCUGAACGAGACUGGUCAAAGAAAACGCCGUUUGAUAGAUGACGAUCCGUUCAAGAUGCCUCCUGAUGAGAUUUUUACACAUCCUAUA
Messenger RNA from Cylicostephanus goldi, 198 nucleotides. NCBI's taxonomy places the organism in Eukaryota, Metazoa, Nematoda, Chromadorea, Rhabditida, Strongylidae. The record is from the annotation of a GenBank genome assembly.